Messenger RNA from Macrosteles quadrilineatus (aster leafhopper), 6793 nucleotides. Its product is annotated as retinoblastoma-like protein 1. Gene Ontology annotation, biological process: cell differentiation; negative regulation of G1/S transition of mitotic cell cycle; regulation of transcription by RNA polymerase II. Gene Ontology annotation, molecular function: RNA polymerase II transcription regulatory region sequence-specific DNA binding. Bases 51 to 3095 code for a protein of 1014 amino acids. Lineage: Eukaryota; Metazoa; Arthropoda; Insecta; Hemiptera; Cicadellidae. The record is from RefSeq and is a predicted model, not a curated record. The transcript has 21 exons. Gene Ontology annotation, cellular component: nucleus; chromatin; transcription regulator complex.
CCUGGAAAGUGGAAAUUGUCAGUGAUUUAAUUUAGUGUUAUUAUUUCAAAAUGGGUUGUGCGGAUGGAGGAGAAGAUUUGUUAAAGAAACAUCAAGACUUGUGUCAUGCAUUGAACAUGGAUAAAGAAACGGCUUACGUAGCUUGGCAAAGCUAUGACAGUAUAAGGCAAAAUUACACAUUGGAGGGUGACCAGCUUCAUUGGCUAGGCUGCUCUCUAUAUGUGGCUUGCCGAAAGUCAGUAGCCCCAACUGUUUCUAAAGCUUCCACUCUGGUAGAAGGAAAUCUUGUAAGCUUAACACGGUUACUGAGGUUAUGCAAUCUAAGCUUGUUACAAUUUUUUAACAAAUCAAAAAAGUGGGCUGACAUGACGAAUCUCUCUCCUGAAUUCCGAGACAAGUUGAACCGCCUGGAAAGGAACUACAAUGUGUCAAAUGUGAUAUUUAAGAAAUUCCGACUAAUGUUUAAUGACAUGUUUGUGGAGCCAACGAUUGAUCAACCCCGGCAAAACAAAACUAAGAAACAAAGGACUUUGCCUUGCACGUCGAGUCGGUUGUUUGACUUUGUCUGGACACUUUAUGUAAGUGUGAAAUCAGAGAACCCGGACAGUAGUGAUGACCUUGUCAGUUGUGUACAUCUGCUCCUGUCAUGUUGCGAUCUCAUCUUCGCUAACGCUGUGAUGGCUGAUCGUACGGACCUGAUCAACAAUAAGUUUCCAGGUGUUCCAAAAAAUUAUGGAGAAAGAUGUUAUAAACCGCCUACUGAACCACCAUGCGUUAUGUACCACCUUUGUCAAAAAUACGCAAGUGGUCUGGUAGAAGCAAAGAGAAUGAAAGAGUAUUUCUGGAAAAACCACAUGAAGAGAUUCUUUGACAGAAAGAUUCUCCAAGGAGACCCAAAAACAUUCAGCGGAUUAUUAGACCUGAACAAUUUUGAAAUCAACUUAAAAGCUUGUAACAAAUUGUAUGAAGAGUAUGUCCUAAGUGUUGGGGAUUUUGACGAGAGGAUUUUUCUGGUCAAAUGCAAAGAAGCGUGGGUAGAUAAGCCUCGACCGGGACCUUCCUACAAACAGUUGAGUCCAGAUAGACCUGCGUUGAGAACACUCAACUUCUCAGCAGAAGAUACAAGUAACAAAAUGGUAACCCCAACAAAAAUUUUGGAAAGCGAUACGGACACUUCUGAACAAUCAGAAAUUAGGCAUUCAAGUAGUGUCUCGCAGCUGACUCCAGCCACCCCAUUGACAGGACGAAGGUAUCUAAAGGCCAAGGACCCUGGCAGUCUAACACCCGUGUCGACAGCAACACAAAGUGUACAAAGACUGCAGAAUCUACUGAGUGGCCGCAGUCCAGCACCUUCACCCUACCUGCAACAACUGAUUAGCAGUUGCAGUGACGACCCUCACAUUGUAGACAGGAUCAAGUCUCACGGACAGAAGUUCAUAUCUCAAUACACUCAGUCCGCUCAGACACACAUAGACUUUGCCCAACAACGGCUACAACUGGCCGAAACACUGUAUUACAAGUUGCUGGAAAAUAUACUCAAGGACGAAAUGAAAAAGCCUAACUUUGAUUGCAACAACCUGUUGUGUCACGAGGUGUUCCACCAGACACUGUUUGCCUGUUGUCUAGAGAUAGUCAUCUACUCGUACAACUCUCAGCGUACCUUCCCCUGGGUACUACAGGCUCUGGGUGUGGAGCCUUACCACUUCUACAAGGUGAUAGAGGUGACAGUCCGCGCGGAGGAGCAGCUCAGCAGAGACAUGGUCAAACAUCUCAACCUAAUAGAGGAGCAGAUACUGGAAUCUCUUGUUUGGAAGAGGGAGAGUCCUUUGUGGGAUGCCAUCGAUGACUCUGGUCUGCCAGUGCCAUGUUGUGAAGAUGUUAUGUUGCCUGGUCAGUUGACAGAGGAUAACUCUUCAGCGACGUUACUCAACAAUCCAGCAAUCCGUCGUCUGGUUUUACCAGCAGUUCCAGGUGUGCCCCAGUCCCCAGCACCCUCCGCCUCAGAGAGGUUCCACUCCCCCGUCACUGCCACCUCCGCCAUCGCCAAGAAGAAACUGUUCAUAGACAACUCUAGAGGAGUUUGUACAGUCAUGCCGGGACAGUCAAUCCUAGCAGCGGCUCCUAAACCUCCAGUGGCCGCAGGGGAAGAGGCGGAGACUAAAAAGCCACAGACAGGAAGUAGUGUCAUCAUCAACCCAGCUAUGCUCAAGGAACGGCAAACAAAACCUAACCGACCCCGUCGCACUGGUUCUCUAGGGCUAUUUUUUAGGAAGUUCUAUCACUUAGCGGCAGUGAGAAUGCAAGAGUUAUGCAGUCAUCUGGAUCUCAAAGAGACUGAGGUCCGACGCAAGAUUUGGACGUGUUUUGAACACUCUAUCAUUGAUCACACAGACCUCAUGUUGGAUCGACACCUAGACCAGAUACUGAUGUGUGCAGUCUACGUCAUAUGCAAGAUUGAGGGGCUGGACAAGCCAUUUACGGAGGUCAUGAAAUGCUACAGACUACAACCCCAGGCUGGCAGUCAUGUCUACCGCAGUGUCCUGUUGUAUAACAGACCACGGACUGGACAACGGACCAACAACAACAACUGCUCUGACAAUGGACAAGAGCCAGCAAGCGCUUCUGUGGAAGUGUUAAAUGAGUCGGAAAACAGAUGUGACAUCAUAAAGUUCUACAACUCAGUUUACGUGCUGAAACUGCAAAACUUUGUGAGGAAAUUCACCAACGGGAACAAUCAGAACGGUAACCUGACGCUGUCACCGCUGCCAGUGUCGCGCGGUGUGCCGAUGUCUCCCAGACGCAGGGUGUCUGACAAUCAUGCAGUGUUUAUCCGACCUCUCAUCUCGUCUGAGCCCAACGUGUUUCCUCCCUCUCCCACACGACCACUCAGCUACUGCUUCAGCCGCAGCCCGGCCAAGGAUCUGCGAGCCAUCAACUGCAUGUUGGGUGUGCGGCGGGUUGGCAAACGACUGUUGACAGACGACGCAACAGACGACGAAGCUGCAGCACCGGUGAAACAACCAAACCUUUUUACCAACAAGCUACAAGACCUGCUUGUCGACCGAAGAAUGGCCAAGGGACAAGACAGUGCUUGAAUCGCAUUCAUCACAAGGAAGUAAACACUUGUUACUUUCUAAGAUUCUGUCCAAUCAGCGACUUAGGCACUUUUGUUAAGAGUGGCAAGGAAGUAUAAAUCACUGAUUUAAUCGAGUUCAGAUUAUUUUUAACAAGCGCUAAUAAAUUCUGUUAACUCUUCCUUAUCACCAGCCAAAUUGCAAUGUGUCUAAGUUGUAUUUCUGCUGCUUUUACGCUUUGAAUUUAAUUGUAGCAAAAAAUGAUCUCAUGACUUUGAAAAAAAGGAAACAUUUUAUCUAUACAGACAAGGUGUUGCCAGUUUUCUAAACAAUUUUUAAGGUAGUUAAGUGAGUUUCUCGUAGAGUGUGUUAUUUUUAAACAAAUAUAUUUUUUUUCACAAAGUGAUAGUCAAUGGGUUAAAACAAGUUGCCUUCUCAGUUUUGUAACUCUAAAAAUUCAAUGUACAAAAGAAAGAACGUUAUUUUACAGUGGCACACUCUGCCAACAGCUCAAACUAAGUUCAUUUGUUCUUUUAACCUUGGAACAGAUGUAAUUUAAGUUCUUCGUUUUAGGUUUUUUGUGGGUCCAAUAUUAUUUUUAAGGCGGCUCCAGAAAUGUGCCAUUUGCUAAGCACCGAGCAGCGACUCGCCAAAUCGCGAGUAGUGUGGAUAGGUGUAUUCCAGAAAUUGUGUUGAUCGGAAAACAACACAUGUUUGUAGACGUCUACUCGUUAAUCGGUAUAUAGCAAGAUAAUUAGAUCGCCGAAUGACAAAUAUUUCGUGCUUGGCGACUGGUGCAUGUAUGGAGCCGCCUUUAUGACCAGUGAGCCCGAUUUAUAUCUUAAAGCACGAUUUUGUGCUGGAUUGUUUACUGCAAUAAAGAUAACUUUACGUUACAUAUAUCUUACGUUAACUUUACGUUUAUAAUUUAGAAGACUGUAAAAUCACUUUAUCUGAUAAGGUGUUCUAUUUAUUCUUGGAAAUGUUUUUGUUGUGUUGUUGUUUACUUUGUUAAACAUAUUUAUUAGAUAAUUUUCCUUGUCAUUUAGCAGGUGAUUUCUAUUUUGUUCUAAAUAAUUAUAAAUACUAUUGAAAUAUUCUUGGUGUAAGGUGUUCACAUAUUAUAUUUUGUAGGCUUUACACUUUAGACCAAUAUUGUAUUAUUUCAAUUAUGUUCAUAAUAUCUUUCAACUAGUAAUUAAUUAAUUGUGUUAGGAUCAUGGCCAAUUUGGUUUCCUUGUGAGGCACAUAAAUGAUGUAUUAUAAAAAUACUAUUAUUGUGAGUGAGGUAAACCUGUAAAUUAAAUCCUACAGGUCCAGUCGCCCAUUAUGUCUUCAACAAAAUUUAGAUAUUAUAUAUUGUAAAUAUUUAUAUGUUGUACAUCUUAAAGUAAAAUUUAUUUUCUUUACAAAUUUUCUAAUUAGUCAUUUUUGGGCCAUAACAAAUGGUUCUAUAAGAACACCCCAUGGGUCGGACCGAUCAUGCUGGUUCGCGAACUUGUUAGAAUAUACGUAGGUUUACACGAUUGUACCAAAUUUCAUCGAAAUCGGAUCAUUUUUGCUCGAGUUAUCGUGCUAACGGACACACACACACACACACACACAUAUAUAUAUACAUAUAUGAAUUUGAACGGAUGGUGUUUUUGGCUUCUAGGGACAUCAAAAUGAAAAAGUAAAUCGGUCCCGGGUCCAAGUCUUAUCAUGAGACCUACGAUAAUAGCUUAUUCCCUAUAUGGGAAAUUCGCAAAAAAAUAAUUUUACCCCCUUAAACUCCUCAUAAAAACUCAUUCCUGUUAUUAGUCCACUGUCAAAUGUUCACCCGUGUGCUUCUUGAUGAGGCAGGUGUGGGAGUAGUCUUAAUCUCUUUGUUUGACCUUUGAGAAAUACAAUUUCGAUGGUGGCACUCUUGAAAAUGGUGUGUUUGAAUGCUGUGGGUAAAAAAACAAAAUUGCCGACAUUUAAAAUGUUUAAAGUCGAAUUCCAUGAAAACCAGUUAUUAAAACAACAUUUUGCAACACAUUAUUUUAAAGUCCUUUUUAUAACAAAUUGAAUGACACUUUAUGUGCGAAAAUUUAAGAAUAAAUAAAAAUGUUGUGUAACUUUUAUUAUUAAUUGUAAUUUUCAAAAUGGCAGUCAUUUUAAAAUCACAAAGUUAAAUUCCAUAGAAACUAGUGACAAAAACAUUAUAAAAGUAACAUAACUUUCUUUUUAAUUUAUUAUCCGAUUUUCGCAAAUAAAUUGUCGUUCGAUUUGUAAUAAAAAGGACUACAUAUAUUGUGUUUCAAAGUUUUGUUUUAAUUGCUGGUUUUCAUGGAAUUUGACUUUAAAAAAAUUUUAAUAGCCGCCGUUUUGAAAUUUGAUGAACCUGAUCAAAGAUUUUUUUGGAGAAUGUUUAUAGUUGUAGACUUAAAGAUUAUACCAAGUUUCAUAAAAAUAUCUCCAAGGGGCAAAGAGUGUCACUUCAACCUUCCCUCGUAGUCAUUUUCAUAGAGCUUGGGUCGAAAAGAGUCACUUUCCGCCCUAGUGACUAAUUAAACUUUUAGAUCAUUUCUGUUUACAUUAAUUUGCUUUUGAUUUUACUUCAGUAUAAUGAAAAUUUAAUUUCUAUGAAGUAUUUUUGUUCAUUAGAUGAUAUUUUGUAAAACAUAUGACACCUUAAACGUUGAAAUUGGUUCACAAGUAAGGUAGUGUUAAAAAAAAACGGCUUCAGGUAUUAUAGAUAUAAAUUAUGUUCAGUUUUACAUAAAUUAUGGAUUCAGACGGCAUUGGAUAGUAAAUCACAUUGCUAGUUGAAAUUAAACCAGAAGCUGUGGUUAUUAAAGCUUUAAAAAUCAAAUGUUUUGAUUUCAGAAAAAAUGUAACAAAUUUACCUCCUAUAUGGUUAAUGAUAGAAAUUAACAACCACAUAAAAUGGAAACCUAUGGAGUUUGUAUUUCACACAAACACAUACAGCAACUUCUUGAAAUUUCAUGGCACACACAAAGGCCCCCCUGGACACACAUUAAUUUUUACUUUCUCCCCCUAUACCAUCGUAGCCUAGAUGGAGAAAGUAUUGUUUUUGUCAAAAUUUUCGAGUUUGGAUGGAUAUCUCCGUUUUGGGUCCCCCUGAACCCAAAAUAUUGUUUUCAAAGUGAUGUCUGUAUGUGUGGAUGUGUACUGAUACAGACCACAACUAACGGUAGUUUGAUUUUGAUGAAAUUUGGUAUGUAGGUACUAAUCCAUGGGAUUUCAAGAAGUUUUUCCUUUUUUUUAAUAUUGAUUUUUAAUGAUUAUUUUCCCACAAAAACCCAUAAAAUGGGGGAAAAGUUGUAUUUUUUUGAAAAUUGACCUAACGAUUUUGAUAAAAAUUUAAUAUGUUAUGGUCCUUUAAAUUAUGAACAAAAUGGUGCAACUCCCAUUGCUGUAAAAGUUAUGGUUCAAAAUUUAUUGCAACUUAUGUUAUUUUCUCAUAAAAAAAGAAAAUCAGUUUCCGCCAGAGUAUCAAAUUUCCUCCUGGCCAUUAGUGGCUGACCCAUGAUAAAGGUUGUUGACAAGCUAAUGUGAGAAAGUAUGUGUUAGAUUGCUGAUACCAUUUAUUAUACAUAGAGAUUCUAUAGGUCUACCUAUGCUAUAAAUGUUAAAUUGCAUUCAUUUUAAUUCUACAGUUUUUAUUUUAUUUUAUUAAGAUGGCGAAUCAUAUUUUAAAUUAUGCAUAUGAUAUAUGAUUUGACAACUUGUAA